This is a messenger RNA of Jaculus jaculus (lesser Egyptian jerboa), 2816 nucleotides long. RefSeq names its product hepatocyte nuclear factor 4 gamma (gene Hnf4g). The record is from RefSeq and is a predicted model, not a curated record. Bases 45 to 1427 code for a protein of 460 amino acids. Lineage: Eukaryota; Metazoa; Chordata; Mammalia; Rodentia; Dipodidae. The transcript is spliced from 10 exons. Gene Ontology annotation, biological process: cell differentiation; anatomical structure development; regulation of transcription by RNA polymerase II. Gene Ontology annotation, cellular component: nucleus. Gene Ontology annotation, molecular function: nuclear receptor activity; zinc ion binding; RNA polymerase II cis-regulatory region sequence-specific DNA binding.
AAAGGCCAGCAGUCACUACACUCUGGAAUUGGGAAGACAUUUUCAUGUGUGUCUCUCAGCCGAUGAUGAGGGUAUCAGAGCCGAUACUGGACAUGGACAUGGGAAAUUACAGUGAAGUUCUGGACCCAACAUAUACAACUUUGGAGUUUGACACUAUGCAGAUUCUGUAUAAUUCCAAUGACAGCUCUGCCCCAGAGACAACAAGUAUGAAUACCACAGACAAUGGUGUCAACUGUCUAUGUGCCAUAUGUGGGGACAGAGCAACAGGAAAGCACUAUGGAGCAUCAAGCUGUGAUGGGUGCAAAGGCUUCUUCCGGCGCAGCAUUCGCAAGAGUCAUGUGUAUUCCUGCAGGUUCAGUCGCCAAUGUGUUGUUGACAAGGACAAAAGGAAUCAAUGUAGAUACUGCCGAUUAAGAAAGUGUUUCAGAGCAGGAAUGAAAAAAGAAGCUGUGCAAAAUGAGCGGGACAGAAUAAGCACCAGGAGAAGCACAUUUGACGGAAGCAACAUUCCCUCCAUCAACACUCUGGCACAAGCUGAAAUUCGCUCUCGCCAGAUUUCAGUCUCAAGUCCAGGGGCAAGUUCUGACAUAAAUGUAAAGAAAAUUGCAAGCAUUGGUGAUGUCUGUGAGUCUAUGAAACAGCAGCUCUUGGUCUUGGUGGAAUGGGCCAAGUAUAUUCCUGCCUUCUGCGAAUUGCCUUUGGAUGACCAGGUGGCCCUGUUGAGAGCUCACGCUGGGGAACACUUACUGCUUGGAGCAACAAAGAGAUCCAUGAUAUACAAAGACAUUUUACUUUUGGGAAACAACUACGUCAUUCAUCGUAACAGCUGCGAAGUUGAGAUCAGUCGUGUGGCCAAUCGAGUUCUAGAUGAGCUGGUUAGACCAUUUCAAGAAAUCCAGAUCGAUGACAAUGAGUAUGCUUGUUUGAAGGCAAUUGUAUUUUUUGACCCAGAUGCCAAAGGGCUUAGUGACCCCAUGAAAAUUAAGAACAUGCGGUUCCAAGUGCAAAUCAGCCUGGAGGACUAUAUCAAUGACCGUCAGUACGACUCCCGGGGCAGGUUUGGGGAGCUGCUACUGCUCCUGCCCACCCUGCAGAGUAUCACCUGGCAAAUGAUAGAGCAAAUUCAGUUUGUGAAACUGUUUGGAAUGGUGAAAAUUGACAAUUUAUUGCAGGAAAUGCUUCUGGGAGGUGCUUCCAAUGAUGGCAACCACCUCCAUCACCCAAUGCACCCACACUUGUCUCAAGAUCCACUAACUGGGCAGACCAUACUUUUAGGUCCCAUGUCAACAUUGGUUCACACAGACCAGAUCUCAACUCCUGAAACGCCCCUCCCCUCCCCUCCCCAAGGCUCUGGACAAGAACAGUACAAAAUCACUGCCAAUCAAGCUUCGGUCAUCGCACACCAGCCCAUGUCCAAACAAAAGUAGCUGUAAGCACAGCACAUGCUCACUCCUGAAGAGCAUUGCAUAAAUGUGAAAGGUUGCUGGACUUCAAGCACUUCAGUAUGGUACUUUUGGCAAACUUUUUAGCCAAGGAUUUUUUAUGGUGUUUUUAUGAGACGAUGUCUUACUUUUCUGUUUGUAAAUUCAUUUUGUUUGUUUCUACUGUGUAAAACUCUUACAUACAAACCAUGUAUAUUGGAGUUCAAAGUUGUUUUUAGUAUAAUGUUUCCAACUGUCACUGCACUGUGCCCAAACCAGAGGGAUAUUAUGUACUGCUUUUAUUUGUUUGCAUAAUAUUAAUUUAAAUCUGUAAAUAAUUUGCUUUAUUGUAAUGUGAUGCAGAACGAACUGUUCUUUUCUUUGGUUUAGAGUAGAUCAGAAAUGUCAGGUUAAUAUGAAAUCAGCCAAGUUAAAAAAUAAAUUAUAAACUUGUAGUGUUGAAGGAGAAAACAAUGCCUGUAGUGUAAAGUGCAUUUCUUUGAGGAAGAGUCACUUGAGGGCAAUCUGUGGCUAAGAAAUACUUCUUGGGCUUAUAGUUAUGUGUGCCUAUCUUUAAUUCUGAAAACAACAAAAGCUAUUUCAAGAAUGAUUGGAUAGUCUUUGAAAUAUGAAUGGAUUUGGAGAUGUAUGCUAAGGUAAAACGUGUUCAUUUUAUCAGCAUACAAGCUAAAGCAUGAAUAACAGCCCUGAAACAAUAGUUCACCCAAAAAAGACAUCCAUUUCCCUGAGCAAUCUCAAAUGUUCCCCAUACACUAGAAAUGAGCCCACCCCACAGCCAGCUUGAAGGGAAGUAAGAACUCCUGUGGAGAUUUGUGUCAAGGCAAGCUCUGUCUGCUGGGAGAACUGGAUACUGGGAAACAAAAUAGUCAUCUAUCACAUCAUGCCUUGUGUAAUACCACCCCACCUCUGGAAGAGAGACUUUAUGAUUUCUUCUGUAAAUAAAUGUUUAGUGUGAGGACUUAUUGGGGCAUAACCAAAGUUCUUAAACCUAGAGUAAGACAGACAUGUGUUAACCCAUCAUUGGUUGAUUUUAAUGAGGUUGUAUAUUUGGAUCAAGGCAAGAAAUAUGAACUUCUUACAGAAUAAUUUUUAAAUACAUACAAAUGACUCUAAUGGUUGGAUACCAUCUAUAGUGUACUUGUAAUAUCUUUUCUAUGAAAGUGAUGCACACAACAUUUUGGCAGUGUAAAGAAGAAACCACUUUUGUACUUUCAAUGAGUCUUCCUCCUAUAUAUUAAAGAACGAAAAAUAUGCUAAGAUAGAUUGUGAUGACUUUGGAGAUUUUCAUGAUUCAGCAGCCUAGGAAUAUUAAAAAAAAAAAAACAAAAACAAUCAAUUCUAGACUGAGUAGAGACAUUAUACUCCCAAAUAAUU